AUGGCAAGCGAAACACCAACAUAUCGCUUUAAACGUCCUUCGGACAAAUGCGUGUUCGAUGCUGCGCAGUGGAAUAUGUUAGCACAUAUAUUCGAGACAUUCGUCGCAGGAUUAACCCCCGAAGAGACCGAGGAACUUAAGAAAGACUACUAUAAGCACGCCAAAAAUCCUGCCGAUGAAAAGCUCUUGGAGGCUUAUGCUCGAGAGUCGGCGUUGGAUCUUCCUGAAUUCUUGGAAGAUGUUGAUUGCGUAUUUCAGAAUCAUGUUCCAGCCGAUAAAGUUGCGGAGAUCAAGACUGUGUUAAAUAUCCUUGACACACGGCUUGGUGCCCUCGCGUUUACAGGAACGACAAUCCCGCUAUAUCAGAAAACGAGACAGGAAAGAGAAGAGAUCAUCUCUGGUUGGUCAACAGCUAGGAUGGCGGCGCUGCGAAAGGUUUUCAAAGCAUUUGCGACAAUCGCUCGCCUACUUUGGGCUCGAUCUAGUGCUUCCUGGCAUGCGGCAGCUGGGUUUCCAGGUUACCCAUUCUCGAAAGAAGGAGAGGAGGAGUUAAAGGUUACAAUGGAAUCUGCUGCGACGGCGGAGGCUAGUCCAGAGUUUGUCUUCGAGGAUCUAAGCCAUAGGGCACCUUCAGCUGACGGGGCCAUCCAAUUGUCAACUUCGAUAUUGAUUAUCGGGUCAGGAUGUGGCGGCGGUGUUGUAGCUGGCCACCUAGCAAAAGCGCUCCCACACCACCAAUUGAUGGUAGUUGAGAAGGGUUUCUGGUAUCCAAAACAUAAGGCGCCUGUGAACGAAAGAGAUGGUCUGAGCAAGCUUUACGAAGAAGGUGGCACCUUACAAAGCAAUGAUGGAAGCUUAGCAGUUUUCGCCGGUAGCACCUGGGGAGGUGGUUCGUCAAUCAACUGGGGAGUUUCCUGGCAGCUACCAGCUCGAACAAGAAGAGAGUGGAAUAAAAAGUAUGGGCUUCAAUUUGCAGAGUCGCCGGAGUUUCAGGAUUGCCUCGACUAUGUCUCGAAUGUGGGGAAGGUUCAGACUUGGAAGGAAAAUGAACAUAAUUCCUCUAAUAUGGUAAUUGUCAACGGUAGCCAUCGUUUGGGAGAAGCAUGUGUCACCGUCCCUCAAAAUAUUGUUGGCGAUGCGGAUGCCCAUAACAAGAUUUGUGGUGCGUUCUGCGCACUAACGUGCAAGGGCUCAGGUGCCAACAUCGCGGGUCGUGGGGGUAAAGUGGCUGUCACCAAAACUUACCUUGCAGAUGCCCGGGAACGGGGUGCUAGGUUUUUGCAGGGGUUCGAUGUCACCAAGUUGGUAUUUGAUAAGAGGGGAAACGUGACUGGUGCUGAGGGUUUGUGGAGAGCUGACCCAAGUGAGCCGGCAGGAACCGGGAGGAAGGUCUUCAUCAGCGCAAAGAAGGUCGUUGUCAGCGGCGGUACUCUGAAUACCCCUGUGAUUCUACAAAAAAGCGGAUUAAGUAACUGGUGGAUCGGAAGAAACCUCCAUCUUCACCCAGUCGUUUUCUGCUUGGCUGAGUGGGAGGAAGAGACUCGGCCAUGGGAGGGCUCUAUCAUUAGCGUCGCUAAUACUGAACAUACAAACCUAGACAAUGAUGGGCAUGGUGCUGUUAUUGAGGGCAUGCUCAUGCUGCCAGGGCUUGGAACUGCGGUUUUACCUUGGAAGAGCUCCCUCGACUUCAAGAAGAGAAUGCUUCGAUACAAUCAUCUAACUAACCUGGUUGUGAUCUGUCGUGAUCGAGAUUCCGGGCGAAUCAUCCUGGACCCCAAGUCUGGAAAGGCAAGAGUAGAAUACACUGUUUCAGAAUUCGACAAGAGUCACUUAAUGGAAUCACUUGUCGCUGCUAUGAAAAUCAAUCAUGCUGCGGGCGCCCAGAAGAUAUAUACACCGGUUGUCGCCGGGCCAAUAUAUGAGAGACUCGACGACAAAGACGAAGAUAAAAAGGCUUUCGAUGAUGUUGUUGCGAAGUUGAGAAAGAUCGGACUUACUAAUGAUGGAUGUUCGUACGGAAGCGCCCAUCAGAUGGGAACUUGCCGCAUGGGACCUACACCACGAAUGGGUGCCUGUAAUGAGAAGGGCAAAGUAUGGGAAAGAAAUGGGCUUUAUGUUGCAGAUGCUAGUUUAAUGCCUGCUAGUUCAGGUGUAAACCCGAUGAUAACGACCCAAGGUUUGGCGGAGUGGGUGGCCCGUGGUAUCGUGCUUGAUAUCUUAAAGGAGGAAGGGUCUGAAACAAAGUCAAAGCUGUAG
Molecule: messenger RNA, 2256 nt
Organism: Orbilia oligospora ATCC 24927
Lineage: Eukaryota; Fungi; Ascomycota; Orbiliomycetes; Orbiliales; Orbiliaceae
Exons: 5
Coding region: 1-2256 (751 amino acids)
Molecular function (GO): flavin adenine dinucleotide binding; long-chain-alcohol oxidase activity
Source: RefSeq, a predicted model, not a curated record